Molecule: messenger RNA, 354 nt
Organism: Rosa chinensis
Lineage: Eukaryota; Viridiplantae; Streptophyta; Magnoliopsida; Rosales; Rosaceae
Exons: 1
Coding region: 1-354 (117 amino acids)
Source: RefSeq, a predicted model, not a curated record
AUGGCACGUCAAGCUAUUGUCCUUGUUGCCCUUGCUCUUCUGGCCACCGUGGCUUUCGCCGCAAGCCCCAGCGGCGGUGACAGCAAACCAAAGCCUGGACUCCCAACCUUCGCCGCCGUACCCUCCGGCGCCGCCGGUCCCGCCACCGACAACAAUCAAGUUGGAACCAGUGACGCUGCUGGUGCUCCUGCUGCAAGCGGACCCAGCAUUGCCGACGCCUUGGCCGCUGGGGUUGGUGGACCUAUUAGUUCCAAGGCUUUUGGCACGGCUGAGUCUCCCAAGUCUGGUGCCACCACCGCCCAGAUCUCCGCUGGAGCAGCUGUCGUCGCCCUCGCCAGCUCCUUCUUCUUCUAA